Molecule: messenger RNA, 681 nt
Organism: Lactuca virosa
Lineage: Eukaryota; Viridiplantae; Streptophyta; Magnoliopsida; Asterales; Asteraceae
Source: the annotation of a GenBank genome assembly
AUGCCACCGACGCCGGAACAACCCCACCUCAACGGCGCCUUCUAUGGCCCUCCCAUCCAACCAAAAACCAAAUCCUACUACCGCCCUGGCCGCGGCGGAGGCGGCGGACCUAGUUGCAACCCUUUAACCUGCUGUUGCAGCUGUAUCUGUAGUUGCAUCUUCAAUCUCAUCUGUCAGAUUCUAAUCACCGUCGGAAUCUUCCUCGCCGUCGUUGGGGUAAUCUUCUGGUUUAUUUUCCGCCCCAACGUGCCUAAAUUCCACGUCGCCGACGCCACCCUCACCCGAUUCACGCUAUCCCCGACGAACAACACGCUCUACUACAACCUCGCCGUCAAUAUGACGUUCAGAAACCCUAACCGCCGUUUAGGGAUCUACUACGAUAACAUCGAGGCCAACGCGAUUUACCAUGGCCAGAGAUUUUCGUCGGCGGAGGUUCAAGGGUUUUAUUUAGGGCAUAAGAAGGAGAAUAAUGUCAGUGUGGCGUUUAAAGGGGAACAACUGGUGGUUCUCGGUAGUGGUGAUAAAUCGAAAUACGAUUCGGAGAAGGUUGAUGAUGUUUACUAUAUCGAUUUGAAGCUGAGAUUGAAGAUCAGAUUUAAAGUUUGGUUUGCGAAAACCCCGAAAUUCACACCCAAAUUCGAAUGCGAUUUGAAGGUUCCAUUGAGUUCUAAAGUCGUUUAG